Messenger RNA from Salvia splendens (bonfire salvia), 2897 nucleotides. RefSeq lists its product as uncharacterized. The record is from RefSeq and is a predicted model, not a curated record. Lineage: Eukaryota; Viridiplantae; Streptophyta; Magnoliopsida; Lamiales; Lamiaceae. Gene Ontology annotation, cellular component: nuclear pore. The coding region runs from base 391 to 2751 and encodes 786 amino acids. The transcript has 8 exons.
UUUUAACCGAUUUCUUUUGGAUGGUUUGGAGCAAAAAGAAAUCGCUUUCGCUACUCUCGAUGUACUUUUUCUCAAUUGUUUCAAUUCUUAGAUCUUGUCGUUUUGGAAGCCUUAUUAUUUUAUCAUCAAUUUUUUGUAUGGGAUUGUAGUUUUUUAUCUCUUCUCUUUUUAAAUCCGAUUGGAGUGGCAUUAGGUUUUAGAUUGCGUAGAAAUUAAAUUCUGUGGUGGUGUUAUUAUAUUGUCCGAGAAACCGUGCCUCUCGCUAUGGCAGUUACUAUCACUUCUUCUGCGGCAAUGUAACCGUCCGCGUUCAUCAUUUUACUGCCGCGUUAAUCCUUGUAUCGAAAUUGCAGAUUUCUGGAUACGUUAUAAAGAAGAAAUAUAUACAGCAUGAAGGAGACUGACAGGAGAAAGGGCCUAAACAACAAAGAGAAAACCCGUCCUGCAAGACCUGAAACAAGGGAUCGGAAGCUUCCUGGAAAGAAUGCUGGUAGAAACUUGAAAGAAAGAGAGGUUGAGGCCAAGUCUUCGUCUGAUAAACAGAACAGAAAUUUAGGAAGUGGUGUCGAGCCAUCAGAAGCUUUCGAGAAUGUGGUGAUAGGUUAUGUCGAUGAUGAGUGCAGGUCAGAGGAAUCACUGCAUAGUACCAGAAAUCUCAAAACAGAUGAGAGACGAGGCAAUGAAAAAUUGAGUGAUAUUUCUAGUGAUAUGGAUAUUGUGGAUGAAUCUGAUGCUGAGACUACUAAUGAUUCAGUUUCAUCUCAAGGGGAUCCACAAACAGCAGAUGAGGGUAAAGCAGAAAAAGUUACCCGGGUUAGAAAUCUUUCAUCUGGCUCUGCCCAAGCACAGAGAUUGAAAUCUGAUAGGGGAGCAAAUAAUCUACAGACUAAAGCAUCUAAGCAAACUCCAAGGAAAGGGCCUGAAAAUGGGUUAUUAAAAUCUGCCAAGAGUUCAUCUGAUAGUUUGAAAAAUAUGAAGGUCCAUCCAAAGGCUCUUUCUGAUUCCUCCGAAGGGGCUGAUAGCCAACCACUUGAACAGGACAAUGGAGUGGAUCCCCUGGAUGAGGCUUCCAGUGGUGCUCUUACUGUGUGUAGUGACGAUGAAGCAGUCAAUACUGAGGAAAAUCGCAAGCGAGAAGACAACAUUGAUCAAGAUCAAAAGAUUGAGGAAAUGGAAACGAGGAUCAAGAAUCUUGAGAGCGAACUUAGAGAAGUUGCUGCUCUUGAAAUUGCACUAUAUUCUGUGGUUCCCGAGCAUGGUAGCUCCGCACACAAGGUGCAUACACCUGCAAGACGCCUUUCUAGGCUAUAUAUUUAUGCUUGCAAACACUGGUCUCAAGAUAGGCGAGCUACUGUGGCUCGAAACACUGUGUCUGGGUUUGUUUUAGUUUCUAAAUCCUGUGGCAAUGAUGUUUCCAGGUUGACAUUUUGGCUAUCGAACACUGUUGUACUACGGGAAAUUAUAUCUCACGCAUUUGGGAGUUCAUGUCAAUCUAAUGCUUCUGCAAAAUUAUUCAAGUCCAGUGGAGGUGACACAAAGUCAUCUACAAAUAACUGGAAGAAUAGUGGUGGAAACAGACAAUUGAAUAAGAAGGGUUUCUUGCAGUUUGUGGAUGAUUGGCAAGAAACAAGAACCUUCACUGCUGCCUUGGAGAAAGUUGAGUCCUGGAUUUUCUCAAGGAUUGUUGAGUCAAUCUGGUGGCAGACACUGACACCUAACAUGCAAUCACCUGUUGAUGAUUCUACCACACCCAAAGGUUCGGAUAGGUUACUUGGUCCGGCCCUUGGUGACCAGAAACAAGGAAGCUUUUCCAUCAACCUAUGGAAAAAUGCCUUUCAGGAUGCUUUCAGAAGACUUUGCCCUGUUCGAGCUGGGGGACAUGAGUGUGGUUGCUUGCCAGUUUUGGCUAGGAAGGUGAUGGAGCUAUGUAUUGGCAGGCUUGAUGUAGCCAUGUUUAAUGCUAUUCUUCGUGAGUCGACCCAUGAGAUCCCUACUGACCCUGUAUCUGAUCCUAUUGUGGACUCCAAGGUUUUGCCUAUUCCCGCCGGAGAUUUGAGCUUUGGUUCUGGUGCACAACUUAAAAAUUCUGUUGGCAAUUGGGGAAGAUGGUUAUCUGAUUUUCUUGGCAUGGAUUCUGAUAGUUCUGCGCAAGACGUAAAUGCUACGCUGGAGAACGAUGAUAAGCAAGGUACCGAUAAACCAAAGAGCUUCCCACUUCUUCACGCCUUGAGUGAUCUUCUAAUGCUCCCCAAAGAUAUGCUCAUGGACCGUACAAUAAGAAUGGAGGUCUGUCCUGAAAUCAGUCUUGCAUUGGUUAAGCGAGUGCUCUGCAACUUCUCUCCUGAUGAGUUCUGUCCUGAUCCUGUCCCAGGUUCUGUGCUAGAGGCGCUAAAUGCUGAGUCCAUCAUAGAGCGUAGAAUAUCAGGGGAGUCCGCCACUAGCUUCCCUUACACUGCUGCUCCGACGGUGUACACGCCUCCCUCCUCUUCCGAUGUGGCAGAGAAAGUCGCAGAGGCCGGUGCAAGCACUAAGUUCUACCGAAGUGCAUCAUCUGUGCAGAGAAAAGGGUACACCAGCGACGAGGAGCUGGAUGAAAUGGAGUCGUGUUUGUCUUCUGUCGUCGACACGCUUCCUCCAUCUCCCACUGCCGUAAGGGGAAAUGGCAAAGGUAGUAGCGGCAGCGAAGUAUGUGGCGAUGAUGGAGCCAACGCUAGGUAUGAUCUUCUUCGUGAGGUCUGGCAAUCCACAUAGAGACGGAUGGGAUAUGCUUGCUUGCAAGAAUUGUGUAUGUAUUUUCUUUUUGUUUUUUCUUUAUUAUGAGAAACAGGUAAAUACUGAAAGAACUGAGUGAAAAAUUUUACUACAGCAAAAAACAUAAUUCAUCGAUUCCAUAUGUA